Messenger RNA from Penicillium manginii, 795 nucleotides. RefSeq names its product EGFR-like transmembrane domain-containing protein. The transcript has a single exon. Bases 1 to 795 code for a protein of 264 amino acids. The record is from RefSeq and is a predicted model, not a curated record. Lineage: Eukaryota; Fungi; Ascomycota; Eurotiomycetes; Eurotiales; Aspergillaceae.
AUGUUCGCUAGGCCCAUCAGGCUGACAAUGGACCUCCUACUCUAUAUAUUCGCUCUUCUUCCACUGGUCCAAGCGUGGACAUUUCGAUACACCAACUCAUCCAACGAGACGACCACCAUCCACGGGACCAAGAAUUUGGACUGUACCGAUAUCGAUCUUCCUAAUAAAAAUGCAGUCUCAUGGGAUCCCGAAGACACUUUGAAGGCUUGCCUUUUGAUAUAUCAUCGUACAGAAUGCCCGGAUAGCGAGCACAGCCCGAGCGACUUCAACACCUCCUGCACAGAUUAUAAAUGGGAGGCCUUCGCUGGCGGCGGGCGCUUUCGCGGUAUCAGAGUACUCGUCUCGGGAGCACCAACCGCCACAGCCUCUAUCUCUACUGCGACCCAGACUACAGCGACUACAGGGACUUCAAAAAGUCCAUCUACAUCCUCCGAUUCCUCCUCUGGGUCGACCUUAUCCGGCGGUGCGAUAGCCGGAAUCGUUGUUGGUCUCGUAUGUGCUUUCCUCAUCGUCGCUGCGAUAUUCUUCUUCCUUGGCCGUCGAAAACGAAAAGCCAAGCUCGCAAAUCAGCAGAAUACACCCCAGGGCCCGUAUGAAGCAAGCGCGACCGGGAACGCAAAGGCAGAUGUGCUCACUUCCGCGAAGAGCAUGUCGGAGAAGAAACCUGCCGACUCGCACCCCACUGGCGUCGGACCGGCUCCUGGCUCUCAGCUUGCCGAAUUGGCUGGAUCUGGGCAAAAUCAGCCCGCGGAGCUUGCGACCAAUUCAGUUCACGAAUUAGACGCUCAUAACUAG